AUGGGAUGUUUCAAAAUUCCCUUGGGUCUAUGCAAUGAGAUUGAAGCCAUGAUAAGGAAGUUUUGGUUGGGACAAAGAGAUGAUAGAAGAAAAAUCCAUUUGAUAAAGUGGAAAGAUUUGACGAAAUCAAAAGUAGUUGGUGGUAUAGGUUUUAGAGAUCUUGCCAUGUUCAAUGUCUCAUUACUAGCAAAGCAAGCUUGGUGCCUUUUGCACAACCACAAUACUCUCUUCUACAAGGUUUUCAAAGCAUGGUUUUUCCCAAACACAACGAUCAUGGAGGCUAAGGAUUCAGGAUGGGGCUCUUAUGCAUGGAGGAGUAUACUUGUAGGAAGGGAUGUUAUCCAAAGGGGUGCUAGAUGA
Quercus lobata is the source of this 360-nucleotide messenger RNA. RefSeq lists its product as uncharacterized. Bases 1 to 360 code for a protein of 119 amino acids. The record is from RefSeq and is a predicted model, not a curated record. Lineage: Eukaryota; Viridiplantae; Streptophyta; Magnoliopsida; Fagales; Fagaceae. The transcript has a single exon.